Messenger RNA from Brassica rapa (field mustard), 1408 nucleotides. RefSeq names its product putative F-box/kelch-repeat protein At3g17540. The record is from RefSeq and is a predicted model, not a curated record. Lineage: Eukaryota; Viridiplantae; Streptophyta; Magnoliopsida; Brassicales; Brassicaceae. Gene Ontology annotation, molecular function: protein binding.
UUGCCACUUCGAGAGAGCUCUUCCCUGCUCUUAUGCUCGCUCGGUUCCUCCAACUCAGACUCCAUUGAUGUUACGUCCUGUAACAACUCCAUCGCACCCUCAGGAUCAUCCUGUUCUAGCGCUUCAACAUCCUCAGCGGAGAUACUCUCUAGGGUUCCGGCCAAAUCUCUGUCGAGAUUGAAAACGACUUGCAAACGUUGGUACGCUCUAUUUAGAGAUCCCAAGUUUGUGGUGAAGAACAAGAAGUUAGGUAGAGCUGUAAGAGAGUCGAUUUUACUGACCAAUCAUGGUGAUGUUUGUUCGGUCGCGGGAGAUCUCCACGAUACAGUGCUCAAUACACCUAUCGAGGUCUCUGGUAAACUUACAAGUCUAAAGGGUUCAAACGAUUUCGACUUCGCUGAGAUAUUUCACUGCGAUGGUUUAAUGUUAUGCUCUGAAUUGGGAAACGACAGACUUGUGGUUUGGAACCCAUGCACUGGCCAAACGAGGAAUAUCAAAGCAAGAACUAGUUUCCAGACUAAUCAAACCUAUGCUCUAGGAUACAGCACAUCUUCUUCUUCAGGCCAUAGCUACAAAAUCUUGAGGUAUUUCGAUUAUCGAAACGACCAGGAGGUCUGGGUUCCUCAGUGUGAGAUCUAUGACCUUAGCUCUGAUUCUUGGAGGGUUCUUGAUUCCUUCCCUCUUGAGUACAUCAUGUUUCUCGAUGGCAUAUCUUUGAAAGGAGACACUUAUUGGGUUGCUGGACAUAACGAAAGUGGUUAUUUCAUGAUGAAGUUUGAUUUCACCACAGAGAGAUUUGUGCGUCUCCCUCUUCCGAUUCCCAUAGAGAGAUUGGUGCAUAGAUUUGUUCUUUCAGUUGUUAGGGAUGAAAAGCUCGCAGUGUUACUAAUUGAUGACAGUUCAGACUACCUGUCAUAUGACAGGUCAGAAGCGAUGAGAAUAUGGGUGAGCAAUAAGAUUAGUGAGGAUGCUAAUAAAGACUUGUCGUGGAGAAGCGACUUCGUCUUGGAAGUGGAUUUUGAUAACUAUAGCAAGAAUUUCAGAAGCUUCUUGUUGGACGAGGAGAAUAAAGUGGCAAUACUGUGUUGUGGUAUAGAAUUCGUAGGAGAAUAUUAUACGACCAUAAUAUACAUUAUUGGAGAGGACAUGCUUAAAGAAGUUUAUACCGGUACUAUAACGGCAUCUCGUUCUCACUCGCCACUUGUCAUCACUUAUCUUCCAAGCUUGGUUCGCAUUUAGAAAAUAGGGCAGAGAAAUGGAGGCUAGCCCAUAAUGAAUUACUUUCUUUUUAAGGUGUUGGUGAUGUUCUUCUGGUUUGUAUCUACUCGGCUGAUGCUUGAUAAUGAUUUUAUUGUUCCUCUUUUUUUUCUGUGCUUUUGGGUAUUGUUCAAAUAUAUUGUUCUGCUUA